Nasonia vitripennis (jewel wasp) is the source of this 11737-nucleotide messenger RNA. RefSeq names its product histone acetyltransferase KAT6B (gene enok). The record is from RefSeq and is a predicted model, not a curated record. Gene Ontology annotation, molecular function: DNA binding; histone acetyltransferase activity. Gene Ontology annotation, cellular component: nucleosome; MOZ/MORF histone acetyltransferase complex. The coding region runs from base 1097 to 9553 and encodes 2818 amino acids. Gene Ontology annotation, biological process: regulation of DNA-templated transcription; nucleosome assembly. Lineage: Eukaryota; Metazoa; Arthropoda; Insecta; Hymenoptera; Pteromalidae. The transcript has 10 exons.
CUAUAUACAUACAGUAGUGCGGGACGGCGCGCAAUAUAGAGAUAAAACGGCUUGCUCUGCCGAGAGAGAUCCGCUCGCUCGGCUAGCUGCUACCUACUAUAUACGCUCGCACUCUCGCGCGCGCGCGCGCGACGGCCAUCUUUGUCAAGUGGCUAUAACCUUUGUUGAUUUCAGUGAAAUGUGACGUCGCCGCGGCGAAAAGUAGUGUGUCCGUUCUCGGUGUGCCAUCGUUUAUUAGUCUCAGCUUAUGCUUACGCGACCACGGCUCGGAUUCACCGCGACUACAGUGCGGCUCGACGUGUACAGUGUUCGAAUACAUAAAUAACGUACAACACAUCGAGUACACAGCUAUGCGAGAGAACCGGAGGAGAGAAGAGGUGGAGGCGCAGCAGCAGCAGCAGCAGCCGCAGCCGCAACAGCAGUAGUACCCAUGUACAUAUACGCGCGCGCGUGUACGUGUGUGUAUAAAGUAUCGCGAAAGAGAGAGACGGAGAGAAAGUCGUCCAUCUAGCUCCUCUGGCGGGCCAGCAGUGUCGUCGUGAGGCGAUUUCUCUCUCUCUCUCUCUCUCUCUCUCUCUCUCUCUCUCUCUCUCUCUCUCCCACUGUACACAACAAGACACGAUCGCCACGGACGGGAUAUCUGUGUUACGUCUCCGGAGCGCGGAGUGAUAGAUGUAUGCGUGCAUGUGCCGCCGCCGCCGCCGCCGCCGCCGCCACCGCUGCUGCUGAGUGUGUCUCCGUGCCAGGGAGCAGCAGCGCUAAGAGUGAGAGAGAGAAAGAGACAAGAGUGCGCUAAUAAGAAAAUUUCUCGCGCGAGCUCGUUAUACGUGAGUGAGACUCUCCGCGUAUACUGUAAUAUCCAGUGGCUGCUGCAUCAAGGGACCUUGGCAGCAGCGGUUCGCACGAGGAGAUUUCGGAGCAGGCAAAAAUCAACCUGGCCUCAUCAGCUGGACGGUCAGCAGCAUCAGCAGCAGCAUCGGCAGCCGGCAACAGGCUCGGCCAUGUGAAUGCGGGCCCCCGUAAUAGCGGGGGACUCCUGGAGUCAGCUGCUGCGUCCUGAACGAGAUCGUUGCAGCAGAGGAGCAGCAGCAGCGUCAUGGAGGAGCCGGACCCCGAGACCUGGACCGCCUGGUUCCUCGAUGCGAUCCGCAAGAUCCGAAGUCAGAAGCAACGGCCAAGCGUCGAGCGCAUCGCUCACGCGAUUCGGCUGCAGCACGACUAUCACGAGGAGGUCAUCGCCGAGAACCUACAGCUCGCCGUCAAACGGGGCGAUGUGCUCAAGCUCUUCAACAAGGGACAGUCGUCCUACAAGGACCCGGGAGGUCUGCAGUCGAAGCCGCUGAAGGUGAGCCGUACGAGCGACCUAUGCAAGGUCAUCAUCAAGGCGGUGCGUGAGUUGGGCGAGCGAGACGGUUCGAAUCUCAAGAACAUCGAGAAGUACGUGAGGCAGAGCCACAGCGUCGAUGAGGAGCAGGAGGGCGAUCUCAGGACGGCCCUGAGACUCUCUGCCAAGCGAGCAGUCGACAGGGGCCUGGUGCUGCAAGAGGGCAGGCUCUUCAGGCAGCCCGAUCGGCCCAUUCAUCUCGCCAAGAAGUUCAACGCCGAGCGCGAGCACAACGAUAGCCUCACGCCCAAGCUCCCAGCGCCACUGCCGAUAUGCAAGGAGUGCCUGGGCGCGACGGCCGCCGGCCCGAACAACAACAAGCGCAACAGCAGCGGAGGCGCGACGACCCCGAGCUCGCAGGGCUCGAUCAACUCGCAGGCCUCGACGGAGAAGAGCCUGAGCCGAUGCAGCGUGUGCGGCGCGGCCCUGCACACGUCCUGCGCCCCACCGGAGCUGGCGGUGCUGAUCGAGCGAGGCGCCAGCUGGUCCUGCGACGACUGCUCGAGCACCUGCGCCGGCUGCCAGGAGGAGCGAGAGUCUCAGAGCUACCUGGUCAAGUGCGCCGGCUGCCCCAAGUGCUAUCACCCCGGCUGCCUCGAGCCCGCGCUCGACAAGCGGAGCAAGGCUCCCUGGAGGUGUCGACACUGUCAGACCACGCACCAGCAGCCCGACGCUGCCGGGAAGAAGCUCGCCGAGGCCAAGCAGCCGCUCGCGAGCACGCCCACCAGCGCCAGGAAGAGGCUGAGUAACAUCAGGGAGAACAGAAAGUCAAUGGCAUCCAGCAGAAAGAGCACGUCUUUGACGGCGGGCUCUGCUGCAGCUGCUGCGACGACGCCGACAUCGACGACGGCCGCGAGCACGCCAUCGGGAAAGAAGAGCAGUCCGUCGCAGGCUCAGGUGGACAGCAGCUCGGACGGUAAUGCGGGUGUUGUCUCCCCUCGUCAACCGAACCCCCUUUCCUCAUCCCACAGCCCCAACCAUCAUUCCCUUCCACACCACCACCAUCACGUACAAAGCACCGGCCAGGGUGGCGGUGGCGGCGGCAGGCUGCUCGAGGAGAAGAACGACCGAAUCUCCAAGGAGAAGCAAAAGUUCUUCAGGCUCAGUGUCUUCAACGCCAAGCACAACAAGCUCAAGCGAGCCGCUGCCGCCGCGGCCAACACCAGCAGCAGUAGCAGCAAUACCAGUCACGUCUCCCCGGACAAGGCCAGCAAGGCUCUCGUGGCGGAGGACAACCCUACGAGGUCGUCCCGGAACACCGGCAGCAACGCCUCUUCUUCGAAGAAGUCCGUAGCGAGCGCGAAUCGAAGGGUGCCUCCGCUGCCCAGUCAGAGCGAGGACGAGGACGAGGUCGAGGACGACGACGACGACGACGACGACGACGACGACGACGACGAAGAGUCGGGUGCCGAUGAGAAGGUUCAGGAGGAAGAGGAGGAGGACGACGAUGACGAGUGCUCGAGCACGUCGAGCGACGACGACAACUACACCUCCUGCGAGGAGGAACUGCCGGCAUCGGACCAUCGCCUGAGGAUGGUCCAACCGACCAGCAAACCUCCUCCCCCUUUGCCUCCCCCGCCUUCCUCGAGUUCGUCGUCUGCGAACAGAGCCCCCGGCAAAACAAGCGGAAACUCGAAGGGACCUUUCGCUUGCGACCUCAAUGAGGACAGACCCUGGGGCUUUGCCGCGGCGGCGGCAAAGCUCAGCGUCGACAGCAGUCCCUUCUUCAGCAACAUAACGAACACGUUCGGUGCUACGCUACCCAAGCUCGACGUGGCGAUCAGCGCCGACAAGCCAAGCUUCGGCCUCUGCAUCGAGCCCGCGAUAGUGCCGGCGUCCACGAUGGCUGCAGGCAGCAAAAAGGAACAAAAGAGCAACGAGAGCAAGAAGCCAGUCGCCGCUACUCCCGCUACCACGAUUAGCAAGAGUACGACAAGCACGAAAGAGACUCAGCCGGCACCGCAGCCGCAGCAGAGGCCGAAGCCUGGUAGUGGACAGUUGAGGAGCCUCUACGAUGGCUUGAGUCACUUUUUCGCCGCGUCGGGCAAGAGCACGAGCAGAGCAAAGCCUGGAGCACCGCCGCCCAACUACGCGCCCGAUCGCCGAAAAAGGCAGCACGCUGCCGAAAAGGACGCGGACAGUAAAACGACGGCGGUGGCGCAGCCCAAGGCGCCCAAGCUCGUGGCCCCGAAGCAAACCGCCGCCGCUUCUACGGCAGCCUCGUCUACGCGGAGCGCGAGCGAUGGGCCCACGAGGGGUAAAAAGGAACUCGCCAAAGUCACGAGAGUUCCGAGACCCGGCAUCUUCACGCCCUCGGAAGAAAGCAGCAGCAGCAGCAGCUGCCUCUACACACUAACGGGCGAGAAGCCCUCAAAAAUGACGCCGUCGAACCUCGUCAAGACGGCCGUCAACAGCAAGCGACACGAGCAGGAGAGGCGACGACUACGCGGCAUCGACGGCGCAUCCCUCGUCAAGUGCGCCGCCACCGACGCCCGCCGAAGACAACAGCAGCAAGAUCAGCAACCGCAGCAGCAGGAGAGCACGAGAAGAAGGCCAGAGGGCAAUAAUCGCCACCACCCUGAGAUGGCCGGUGGUACGUCAACUAACGCUGCUGUCCCAGCGACAGCGGCGAGCGCGUCGUCUACGACGACGACGACGACAACGACGACGACAACGUCGACGACCUCUUCUACCUCCUCUACCGUUCCUAAGACUAAUCCUAGCCAACUCAAGUCCGCUCCACGAGCCUGUACUAGCGCCACUACCACCACCAACACCACCACCAACACCACGACACCCCGCGCGACACCCUGCUCCAACAGGAAGGAGGAGCUGGUGUUGCCGCAGACCCUACCACCAGGUGUCACGCAGAAGGAUGUGGAGCUGUUCAAGGACACACGCGACCGGGCCAACCGGCUCACGUUGCAGCAGAGCGCGAGCGAGACGCGCGACGAACAGGAUGAGAAUCUGCAACCUGUGAUGGUCAGCCCUGGUGGCACCGGUACCCGCAACCCUGCCGCCAUCGUCUUCGGUCGCUACGAGGUCGAGACCUGGUACUCCAGUCCUUUUCCGCAGGAAUACGCCAGGUUGCCCAAGCUAUUCUUCUGUGAAUUCUGUCUCAAGUACACUAAGAGCCGGGCUGUUCUCGACAGGCACAUGGACAAGUGCCAGUGGAGGCAUCCGCCUGCCACCGAGAUCUACCGCUGCAAUGGAUUAUCAGUAUUCGAGAUUGACGGCAAUGUCAACAAGAUUUAUUGUCAAAACCUGUGCCUAUUAGCUAAACUAUUCCUUGACCACAAGACCCUUUACUACGACGUCGAGCCGUUCCUCUUCUAUGCCGUAACCAAGAACGAUAAGUACGGUUGUCAUCUGAUUGGCUACUUCAGCAAGGAGAAGCACUGUCCGGCUCAGCGCUACAAUGUCUCUUGCAUUAUGACGUUGCCCCAGUAUCAGCGUCAGGGCUUCGGUCGCUUCUUGAUCGAGUUCAGCUAUCUGCUGUCCAAGGUCGAGGGCAUUCCCGGUACUCCGGAGAAACCGCUGUCGGAUCUCGGACGUGUUUCGUAUCACUCGUUCUGGAAGAGCGUUGUUCUCGAGUACCUAGAUUCUCAUCGCGAGGCCAAGGAGCUUAAGAUCGCCGAGAUUACGAAGGAAACGGGUGUCUCUGGACACGAUAUCGCAACGGCAAUGCAGCUACUGGGUUUCCUGCGUCACGUUCCAAACGGUCCGAACGAUAGUGGCAAGCACCUCGCGGUUCUGGUCGACUGGCGCAAGGUUGACGCUCACAUGGCUAAGGUGCGCAAGAGCACGCGGAUCCAGCUGGAUCCGGAUUGUUUGCGCUGGAUACCAUUGCUCACGCAAUUACCUAACGCCUACCAGUCUCCAGAGGAGGGGGACACGAGCUCAGAAUUGGCCUCACCGGCAUUAGAUCAGCCACCACCAUGUGCCAACAAACCUGUAGCUGCGAUGCCGGAGAAGAUUCAGCGGGUUAAGAUUCGCAAGAAGAUUCGCGGACGAAAAAUGGGUGGCGCACACAGGCGCAUUUCACCUAUAAAGCACAAGACGUCGCCACCGCAGCGGGCAAAGCUGUUAAAAGAGAAAGAACUGAAAGUCGGGGAUAAGAGCUCGGGGCACGUUGCGGAUACCGAAGAAGAUAUCAAAGACGAAACUCUAAACGAGUCCAAGAAUAUCGUAACGACGCCCAAAACCACGCGGACGGGGACUGCAACUACACCUAGAAGUGCUUUAAACUCCAUCGGUUCGCCUAAGACACCGACAACGUCCAACUCCAACUCCAACUCCAACUCUAACAUCACCACGAGUACUCCAGCGGCUCCUCUCUUGUCGUCUAGGCGAAGUGUAAGAACGGCGAUGAAGACCCCGGCGGCGGCAAGUACAGCAACGACGGCUCCAGCUGCGGAAACGCUGACAGCCGUGACAGUCACGCCCCCUCUCAGAAAACGUAAACAUUCCGAAGUGACUGAGUCCGAGGAGAAGGAUGAGAUUGUCAAUAGCAGGAAGAGAACUCGCGAGUCGUGGCGUGAUAAAGAGAAGGAAAAAGAAAAAGAGAAAGAGGUGAAGAAGAAAGAUACCAAGACGGCUACGAAGGAGAAGGAGACUAAGGAAAAACCAAAAUCGGUAGAAAGAGAUAGUCGAGUUAAGGAAAGCGCAAGAUUGAAAGAGCGAGAAGCUGCUGCAGCUGCAAAACAGGAAUCGCCCAGCUCUAGAACACAUCGAACACCACCCAAGGAGUCUGCAACGCUCAAUACUAAUAGUCCUGUAAAGGCUAAGAAGCAAAGCAAGCUGGAUGACAUACUGAUGAAAGUCUCAAAUCAAAAGUCCAAAUUCACGCCAACGCGACAAGCCCGCGAGAAAAGAGCUAGUGCCGCUCAAAACGCCAACACUGAGGAACCCCAACAGAACCAUCGCGGUAGUAAGAAGGAAGCAGCUGCGGAUACUGUCAAAGAAUCACCGGCGUCGACUAGGAGAGGCAGGCCAAAGGUUGACAAGGCAGCAAAAGAUUCAGCGACUGUGUCUGCUGAAUCUGCCAAGUCUGCUGACGAGUUCGUUGACGAACCCAAGGAGGUUAAAGCAUCCAAGAAACAGCUUACUAUUCCUGACAUGUUUUCCUCAGCUACUUCCAACACUACUGCAAGCACCACUGCAUCGAAUGCAAGUCAAGAAGAUGUUGUGGAUAGCAGCAACAAGACAAACUCUAUCGAGGAAAAUUUAACCAUGGCGGCUAUCUCGGCCACCACGGAAAAUGAAGCGCCAAGCGCUAGUCCAGGCGAAUACGAAGGUGGCGACGAGGACGAUGGGGAUGAAGAGGAUUUUGUACCCAGAUCCAAGAUGACUAGUGUCAUACAGUCUCUGGACGCCGCCAUCGAGAAUUCCGAGAAGAACGGCGAACUCGAUGAGAAAGAGACCGCUGUAGGCCCGAGCGAAGAAAAUGGUGUAUCUUGCAAUAACACGGAGAUGGCUGAACCGGAGGCUCCUGAAAACAAUGCCAUGGAAAUGGAAGAGCCUGUUAAUAGUUUAGAAAAAAGUGAAGAAGCCUUGCCAGCGUCAGAUCAAAUGAGCAUCGAUAAAUCCAUGGGAGAAGAAAUACUUGCAAAUAGCACCAGUUGCAAUGAGGAAAUUAUCGGCGAUAAGAUGGAAAAGGAAUCGAUGUCCGUUGACAAGAGCCAACAGUUGAUGGAUGAUCGCAUGUCGGAGAGUCGCGUGGUUGAACCAACGCAUAGUCCGAUGGAGACUAAGAUGGAGAGCAUGCCGUCCAUACCAAGCGAUAACAGAGAUCAACAGCAACAGCAGCAUUACGCUCCUCCAGUUAGUCAUCCAAGCGUUAUCGAGACGGGCGAGAGCCAGCUGCAGCAACAACAGCAACAAUUGCAUCAACCAGUAAUUAUGCCACAAGAGAAAGUAUUACCAGUAGUUACUGAACAACAACACCAUCAUCACGAGACGACACAGGUGCACUCACAGCCCGAGGAGAAGCUGCAUUCUCCAGAGGAGAGUGGUAAGACAACGCCGCAUCCGGAAAAUCCAGGUUCUGUCAAGCGUACACCACCUUCGCAACCGGAUCUUCCCUCUAUGGGCGUAUACACACCAGAUUCUACGACAAACUCCGUGCACUCUUUGCACUAUGGUCAGUGCGACCUGGACGUCAGUCAAUUAGGUCUAGAAUCGCCGACGUCGAUAGCAAGCGAUCUUGCCUCGCAAAACAGCAUCGAGAGACCUCCUAGUGCUUUGCCAACAAUGCCAAGUCAACAGUCAACAGUUUCAGUCACCUCAAUAACGGGAGGACCUAUUCAGAUGAGCGCAGCAGCCGCUGCUCAACAACAGCAACAUCAACAACAACAACAGCAACAACAACAACAACAGGCUGCCGCACAUCCAGUAAAUCUCCAGGCGCAACAGGUGCAGCAACAGCAGCAGCAACAGCAGCAGUACACUGACUGCUCGAUGCCGCAGCAUGUGGCUAUUCAGCAACAUCAACAGCAUCAAAUGCAGCACGCUGAUAAGAAUCCUUACCAUCAACAGCAGCCACAUACGCCGCAGCCCCUGCAACAGCCGCGAACUCCCCAGUCGCACACUCCACAGAGCUUACCAACACAUAGUCCGCAGCCAAUGCCUCAGCAGUCGCAUACUCCACAACCGCUGUCUCAGCCUCAUACACCACAACCUAUACAAACUCACACACCUCAGCCAAUGCCUGCUCAGUGCCACACGCCGCAGCCUUUGACGCCUCAACCACAACUGUCCAUUGCGCAACAGCAACAACAGCAGCAGACAAAUCAUCGAAACAGUCUUGUGCACGCUCAUAACCAGCAACAGGCCCAACAGCAGGCCCAGCAGCAGGCACAUCAGCAGGCACAGCAGCAAGCGCAGCAGCAGGCGCAACAACAGGCGCAACAACAGGCGCAACAACAAGCGCAACAACAGGCUCAACAGCAGGCGCAACAACAAGCGCAACAGGCGGCACACCAACAGCAACAAGCGCAUUCGCACAGCAGUAAAAGAACUAGUGGUUCACAAUCUUCUCAUAGAUCGCGGUCUGCCCAGCAAGGUAGCAGCAGUAGCAGUAGAUCGCAUCGAAAUACACCUCCUGCUUCGCAAACUCAGAGCAGCAGUCAACACGCCACAUUAGCAGCAGUUUCUCACAAUAGUCAUCUACCGCCUCAGUACCAGCAGACAAUGGCAAUGUCAGUGCCUGGAAUGAGCCAUCCGCACUCCCAUCCAAGUCACACGGCGCAUUCGCAUAACAUGGCCGUGAUCUCGCAAGGUGGCAAUUACAUGGCAGUCUCACAAGCUAUGGCUUUCCCCGCGCAAAAUACUUAUGUCAUCCAACAUCGAGGUAGUCGUUCAGGCUCGCAUACGCCCUGCACCACCGCAACGAACUUCUACAUUCAAACAGCACCAAUGCCGCAUUCGCAUACACCAACGCCGGCGACCUUGAGCACUGCACCUGGACCAGCCAGUGGUGGCGGUAACACCACGACCAAUCAUCAGACUCCCAACAGCUGUAGUCUGGCGAAGCUCCAACAGCUAACCAAUGGAUUGGAGAUGACACCACCAACGCCGCCUCAGGCGAUGAAUCUGACCCCGCCGCCGCCCAUACCACACACGAUGACGCCACCACAGCCUUCUAGGCAGCUAUCGACACCACCUCAAGUGCCGCUGAGUUACACUAAAAAUUACUACAACGCUGUGAAUGCUGUGCCACCACCGCCUGGUACACCUGGACCCCCACCACCCAGUCGGUCUACCUCCAGGUCGUCGGCAAGCGCCUCUAUGACACCGAUCCCUCAAUCUUAUACCAGCGAAAGUCUCUACAGACAAACGCUGGAUCCCAGUGGUAGCUGUCCACAGAUGCAGAGCGCGGCAAGUCGCGUAAGUCCGAACGUUGCCAUAAACACAAACCUCAUGGCAGCGCAAGCAGCUUACGGUUACAGGGUUGCUCAGCCUACUACUGGUUACAUGAAUCAGGCCGCGGCUCAACUCGGAGGUUUUAUGAACCAAGCCAGUCAAUUGCCUGUCGGCGUCGUAAAUGUUGCUGCACCUUAUGCUCAAGAUCCUCACCAGCAGAACCCUACAGCCGUUUACACAACUCAUUAUGGUUACAUUAAUAGCGGAUUGAUGCAGCCUCUCAAUGGCACGAUGCGACCGCGCUAGCAGCAAUCCGAUCCUUAGGAUACAGUCGUAGGCGCGAGGCAACGUCGAAAUUCCUCCGCCAGCUCUGCUUUCGUCGUGCCACCUGCGAGAUAUGCAGAUAAAGGCGCCGAUGUUGUUGGGCUUCCUUGAGCGAUGAUCUUCCUGUAUCGCGCGGCAGUCUUCGUUCUUCUAUACCGAUGGACAGCGAAGACUCUUGGCGUUGUCUUUGAAUUUAUUGUUUAUUUUUUAUUCAUUGAUUCAAAGUAUCUUUAAUUUUUUUAAGCUCUACGCAGCGUUACGAUUUUAAUGUUAAGUUGUUCCUAUAAUUAGUAGGGACGAUGUGACUUUUGUAUUGCGUAAUUAAACAAGCGAGCACGUGUGCAUUUUAAAAUUUUUUUUUUUAUGCAAGCUAGAUGGAUGUUUCUCUUGUUGAGCGCGUUUUACUUUGAAGAAAUGACGAUCUGUCAAUGCGUAAAAAUUUGCGUAACAGUAUUUCAAACUCUCCCAUAACUUUGAAUUUUAGUCAAGACCAAGAAUACCUGCAAAGACGAUGUAAUGUGGGUGUAAAAGAGAUGCGAAAUAAAAUUUGAUCGUCGCGUUUUACCGACGCUCUCUUAUCCCUACGGUUAUAGAUAAAUAUAGUGAUAAUACGAGGUACAAGUUGAACUCGAUCCCGAUGGAUCGGGGCCCGGAUUAAACGAUGAUCAACGUAUGCGGACAUGGAGCGCGAGCGAAGCAAAGCAGAAACAAAACCCAAAAGUGAGCGUUGGAUUUUUAAGGAUGUGCACUCGUGCAUUUACGUAAAGUAACGGCGUGUACUGUCUUGCGCGUGAAUUUGUGAGUGUGUUAAAGCGGCGGGACAGAAAAAUGUGGAUCGAAAAACAAUGUGAAGUGAGAAUAAUUAAUAAGAGAUACGGACUCUUACGCGAAUUCGGCAGUUUCUCAAUACAUUAGGGCAUUUCCAUCGAUUUCCCUCCCAACUUACAGUGUUACGUUUUAUGUAUGAUAAUAUUUAUAUAAAGAUGAUGAAAAAAAUACUUACAAUAAUAUUCUGUUUGAUAUUAUCCAAUUGUUGAACGUUGUUGUUUACGUUUUACUGGGCACGCUGUACUUUACUGUAUUAUACGAGUGAAUUGCAUAUAAGUUGCUACUGCAGUGAUAAUGAUGAUAAUAAUAAUAAUGAUUAGUAGUGUUAUUAUUAUUAUGUAUCGUCAUCAUUAUUUUUAUUAUUGCUAUAGAGGUAAAGUGAGGAAGAAUUUCGCAGCGUACACAUAGAGAAUACACGAAUAGCACAUGCGCGCAGACACAUUUAUUAAUUUUUACUUGUAUAAUCGACAACACAUUACCCUUAUUUCCUCUUUUUCCAUACCCUAAAAUCAUUUAAUUUCAUAAACAUUCUCACCCAGUCCCAUCUUUUUUCCUUUACUUAUUGUUUCUAAUUCUCUUCCUUUCUUUUUUUUACACAGUUGUAUGAAUACCUAACGCAUAUAUCAUUUUUUUAUUACUUCUAUGUAGGCGAUGCGAGAGUGCACACGUUAGUUACGAUGAAAUGGAAAUAAGAAAAAAGUAAAUAAUAUAUGUAUAUAUACAUAAUAAAUUGAUCAUUGAUUCGUCAUGCUGUUCUGCAAACUGUCAUGCGGGCUAUACAAGCUACAAAUGAAAUAAGAAAAAAACAAAUUAUUUUUUGUAUUAGAAUUGCGGGAGGAAUGAACGAUAGAGAGGAACGUGAUGAGCGUAUGAUGAGAGUGAGGGUAAAACGAGAAAGAGUGAUAUAUAUCUGAUGAAAGAUAAAAAGAUGCCUACUUUGCACUGUCGAGCUCUGAGAAAAAAAACUAAACGUCUAUUCGUGCUCGCGAUGGUGUACGACUUUGCUCUUAAAAAUUCCCGUGACACUUUGUGGAACGGUCACAAAAAUAUAAUAUAUAUAAAUAAUAUAAAUAUAUAUAUAUAUAUUAUUAUAUAUUUAUAUGAAUCAUAGUAUACAGUACACUCGAGUUACGAGUCAAAGCUUUUUUUUCAGAAACGAUGAGUACAGAGUAAAUGCGAGAGAGCGUGAAAGAGUAAGAGCGAGCGCAGUGCUAGUUUUUAGUGUAACUUGUAAACCACAAGGAAGGUCUUUAAGAAUAUAGUGUAAAAAUACAUCAAUAUUUAUUGUACAUAGAUAUAAAAAAGCUACUAACAAAUAAAAAUGAAAUCGUAAAAUUA